AUGUCUCUAUCAUCCUUACCUAUUGAAAUACUCGGCGAUAUCAUUGAUCGCAUAGUCAAUAGUCCCGUCGGUAUCUGUGGCUCAGCACCUCUGCGUCGCGUCAAUCGGACAUUUGAUCUGGAGAUCCGCCGCUCUUACGCGCGCACUUCUCAAUUCGCAUUCGAUAGGCGGUUCGCGGUAGCUCCUCUGAGUCUCACUAAAUGCGCGUUCUUCGCCAAAUACCUGCUGCUCCGACCUAAGGGGAAGGAGAAGGGUAAGGCAGAGGAUAAGGACAUCUCGUAUCACCUAAACGACCUAGUCGACCAGCUACUCAGCCAUGAGGAAAAUGUGAAAGAAAUCCUCGUCGAGAGUGAACAUGAGGACGCAAAACGCUACCAGAUGCUGUCUAUCCUCUGCGCGAAGAUGAGCCCGGUGCAACUGUCGCUCUACCCAUCGCCCAUCAAGCUGCCCAACGGCAAAACCACCACGAUAGACCUGCUGAUCGCAGCCAUCUACACCGGCCAUCUGUCUCUCGUCGACCACAUUCUCAGCACCGACCAGAUCAACCUCCAGUCCGACACCAGCACUCUUUUCGACACUGCCCUCCUCGCGGCCGUCGACACGCAAAAUCCCAACACCGUGCGCACCCUCCUCGCACACAACGCCCCGUUCAAGCCCCCAAACUUGCGUCCAAGCCGGCCGUUUCGCAGAAAUCCUCUCCUCAAGGCUGUUGAAAACAACGACCUCGCCAUCCUCACCAUGCUGCUCGAGUCAUCCAAUCUCUGCAAAUCAGACCUCACCUACCAGCACGCCCUCGUCUCCUCCAUCACCCCCUCCCCAGACUCCCAUCACAUCACCUCCCUCCUCCUCUCUCAAUAUGAAACCUCCCUCCCGGAAUCCCCAUACAUCCUCUCCGAAGGCCUCCGCGCCGCCUGCCGCGCAGGCCACACAGAACUGAUCACGCACCUCCUCGCCUCCGGCGCCGACGUCAACUGCACCCUGAACUACCGCGAGACGCACUCAAUGGCCGCCCCGAUCGCCCAAGCUGCAUGGACCGGACAGGUCCCCACCAUCCACCUCCUGCUCUCCCACGGCGCAUCGCUCCGCCCGAGCCCAGACGGCAACACCGGCCUACGAACCCAACAUCCCGGCGCCGAUGCCCUCCGUGCCGCGACGUGGGGGAACCAUUGGCCUGCGGCGCGUGCGCUCCUAGACGCUGGUGUCGCGAAGCACCUGUCCAAGACGGACUGGUGCUCUGUGUUUAAGAUCGCAGCGCUCCAUGCGGAGUGUGUGGAUGUUGCAGCACACUUACUGGACUGUGGAGUUGUCACGUUGACCGAGUUAGCGGAUGAUGAGGUCGAGGCGGAAGAUGCGGUGGCGGAGUUAGUGGCGAUUGUAUGUCAGAGGGGGAAUGUGGGGUUUAUGGAAGCGCUGGUGAGGCAUGGGUUGCCGGUGACCGGGCAUGCGAUGUAUGCGAGGGCGGAAUAUCCAGUUCCGGUUGUUCAGGCGUUGGCGUGGGGGCAGCUGGGCGUGGUUAGGUUGUUGGAGGAGGUGAUGGGACAGAAGGUGGAUGGGGAGAUGAGGCAGUUGGCUGAUACAACUAGGGAGAAGGAGAUGUCGAGGGGUUGGAGUCGGAUUGCGGCGCCGGCGUGUGGGAUGCCGGCGUAUACGAUUUUGAGGUAA
Molecule: messenger RNA, 1662 nt
Organism: Aspergillus melleus
Lineage: Eukaryota; Fungi; Ascomycota; Eurotiomycetes; Eurotiales; Aspergillaceae
Product: ankyrin repeat domain-containing protein
Exons: 2
Coding region: 1-1662 (553 amino acids)
Molecular function (GO): protein binding
Source: RefSeq, a predicted model, not a curated record